CCUAAUGAAAUGAAUUCCUUAUAAUCCAAAAAUUUGUUUGAUAGUUACAUUUCUUCUCAAAGAGAGAGAGAGAAAGAGAGACACAAUAAAAAUGUACACAUAUCAUUUGUAGGCUAUAUCUGAUGUUAUAGUUAAUAUAAAACAAUAUGCAUACUCUGCGUAUAUAUUUAUACAUCAUGUUAUUCCAAAAAGUUAUAAAAAAAUUACUUGAAAUAUGGUCAUCUUGUGGAAUAUGGUCAUCCACCAAGUGCAUCACGAGUGUCGCAUGUCGCAAUUAUCACGUAUAAUUAUUUUAAAAAGUUUUAAAAUUUAUUUAAAAAAAAAUUUUAGUCAAAAAAAUUAUUAAAAAAGUUUUUUUUAAUAAAAUAUAUUUUAUGAACUGUUCGUAAAACCUAGUUUUGUGGCACCUAUUUAUGCCUAAAAUCUACAAAAGUUUAUUAAUUUAUAUAUAUUUUUUUUUUAUAAAAAUGUACACGUCUUGAUAAAGCUUUUGUAAUAAAAUUAAAAAUUUUAAUUAUUUUUUAUUUAUUUAACUUUUGUGACAGACAAUUAUUAAUCAAUCACAAAUAUUCCUUAUUUUACAGUGUUAUCAAUAAUUUUAUCUCCCAUGUCUUUCUGUUCUAUACUUUUCAGUCCCAAAACUAUUUGUGAAGAACAUAGAAAAGCUAACGUACUCUAAAAAGAACCCGUUUACAGAAAAAGAAGAAGAAGAAGAAGAAGAAAAGCAAAUCUACAAGUGUCCAGGAUGCACCAACAAAUAUAUUCUAGAAGCAUCCUUGCGAAGACAUCAGAGAUUAGAAUGCGGCGUCAAACCUAAAUACGAAUGUCUAGCAUGCGGCGAGAGAUUCAUGUUUACUGGCGCAGAUGCUAAUGCAGGACGACAGCGAAUGGAACCAACAUGGGUCGAGUGGAUCACCGUACAAGGUGCCCAGAAAUAUCCGAAAGAAGAGCGUGGGUGAUUCCAAGUACGAGUGCAACAGAUGCGGAAAAACGUACAAGGCUACAACAUCUUUAAGCCGACAUAAGCGACUUGAGUGCGGCGUCAUGCCGUGCGAAGUAUGCCCUAUCUGUGGCCGCAGAUUCAAGCACAGAUUCGUCCUAAACGCUCACAUCGUCGGUUGCGAGAGGAGAAUGAAUCAGACGAUACAGAAGAAGGAUUACGACUAAGACGGCAUUAAUCAGUAAAGAACAUCCAGAGCGAUCGAUUAUACGCAAAAAUUACGAUCGAUCAAAUUUAUAUAGCGCAAGAAGCGGUUGAAGUAUUUUUGAUCGAAGCGAUGUACUUUCAAAAUAUUUGUAACUAAAAAUAUAAGAAAUUUCGUGCAUCUAGAAUAGAUAUUUAUUUGCAUACUAAUGAUGUAAAAUGAACGUUAUAUCCGUGAUAUCCCAAUUGGCUUAUAAACGUUACGUAACAUAAGAAUAAGAGUAUUCUAACUUAGAAGAGUAAAACAAUAAUUUUGAAAAAUAUGAAUUUAGAUUUCAACAAUCGAAUUGAAAUUACUAAAAAU
This is a messenger RNA of Solenopsis invicta (red fire ant), 1508 nucleotides long. Its product is annotated as zinc finger protein 275. The transcript has 2 exons. Lineage: Eukaryota; Metazoa; Arthropoda; Insecta; Hymenoptera; Formicidae. The coding region runs from base 865 to 1167 and encodes 100 amino acids. The record is from RefSeq and is a predicted model, not a curated record.